GAUUCUCACGAAAUUGAAGAGGUGAAUAUGCCUGAAAUUUUAGCCUCAGGAAAUGGUCAAAAGAUUGGCAUUAAAUUUUAUUGGCAUCUAUCUUGUCAAUGUGGACAUAAAUUUUCUUCCUCCUUAUGUAAUGCUGACUUAAAAGUAAAAGAGAAACAGAUAGACUUAGUGAAACAAUAUCAUUUGGAUUGUGUAAAAUGUGGUAAAGUUGCUCGAUUUGAUAAGAAAAAAUUAUUGAAUGAAUUUCUUAAAGAAAGAGUUCAACAAAUAUUGAUUUAUAGUUUUUAUAGAGGAAAAUUUACUCAAUUUACCGGUGAACAUAGUGAAAAAAAAUUGAAGGGUCAUAGACAAGAUCUUUGUGAAAAAUGUAAAUCGUUAAAUAGAUAUUGUG
Messenger RNA from Racocetra persica, 391 nucleotides. The record is from the annotation of a GenBank genome assembly. Lineage: Eukaryota; Fungi; Glomeromycota; Glomeromycetes; Diversisporales; Gigasporaceae.